This is a messenger RNA of Tympanuchus pallidicinctus (lesser prairie-chicken), 6701 nucleotides long. It is a transcript of the gene KMT2E, whose product is annotated as lysine methyltransferase 2E (inactive). The coding region runs from base 493 to 5937 and encodes 1814 amino acids. The record is from RefSeq and is a predicted model, not a curated record. Lineage: Eukaryota; Metazoa; Chordata; Aves; Galliformes; Phasianidae. The transcript is spliced from 26 exons. Gene Ontology annotation, molecular function: protein binding.
CCAUUUUCCCAGAGAGAGGCAGUGACAUAGAAGGGAGCGUAGGAGGCUGAAAGGAGGGAGACACGGGAGCAGGGGCGGCAGCGGGGUUUGUACACAGGUCCCGAGGCAGAGGCGCUUCUCAGCCGGACCCCGCCGGGCGCUGCGCACUCAGCUGGUGCCGGGGGAGGAGGGAUCUCCCCGUUCUUUUCUUUCUUUUAGCAGAGUGCUGAGGGUCGGUCCUGCCCAGGGCAGGGCUCUCCGCAGUAGGGCGGCUGCAGCGGGCUGGGAUAGGAGGGGGCCCGGCUGAGGUGUGCUGCUGUGGGCCUGUCACCAUUCCAGUCCCAUAUUUUGUUUAACUUCCACUGAGAGACGAAAAGGAGGAGUGAAGAGAGAGAAGAGGGUUUGUGGAUGCACUUAGAUGUUUGCAAUGAGCACUGUGGCUGGCAUGCCCCAGUGUUUUGGAUACCAAUGCAUAGGACUCUGUAGUAAUCGAAUUUAUCAGAAACGAACGUCAUGAGCAUAGUGAUCCCACUGGGGGUUGACACAGCAGAUACUUCUUAUUUGGAAAUGGCUGCAGGCUCAGAACCAGAAUCUGUAGAAGCUAGCCCUGUGGUAGUUGAAAAAUCGAACAGUUAUCCGCACCAGUUGUAUACCAGCAGCUCGCAUUCACACAGCUACAUUGGUUUGCCCUAUGCAGACCAUAACUAUGGUGCUCGGCCUCCUCCAACGCCUCCAGCUUCUCCUCCUCCAACAGUAGUUAUAAGCAAGAAUGAAGUAGGCAUAUUUACCACUCCCAACUUUGAUGAAACCUCCAGUGCUACUACCAUCAGUACAUCAGAGGAUGGAAGCUAUGGAACUGAUAUUACCAGAUGCAUUUGUGGCUUUACGCACGAUGAUGGAUAUAUGAUCUGUUGUGACAAAUGCAGUGUCUGGCAGCACAUUGACUGUAUGGGAAUUGACAGGCAGCAUAUUCCUGACAUAUAUCUGUGUGAACGUUGUCAACCAAGGAACUUGGAUAAGGAAAGGGCAGUGCUAUUGCAGAGGAGGAAAAGGGAAAAUAUGUCAGAUGGGGAUACCAGUGCGACAGAGAGUGGUGAUGAAGUUCCUGUGGAACUGUAUACUGCUUUUCAACACACACCAACUACAUUUACAAUAGCUUCUCCAAGAGUUACAAAGGUCAAUGAUAAGAAGAGGAAGAAAAGUGGGGAGAAAGAGCAGAACAUAGCAAAAUGUAAAAAAGCAUUUCGAGAAGGAUCCAGAAAAUCUUCAAGAGUUAAGGGCUCAGCUCCAGAGAUUGAUCCUACUGACAGUUCAAACUUUGGAUGGGAAACUAAAAUCAAAGCAUGGAUGGAUCGUUACGAAGAGGCAAAUAAUAACCAGUACAGCGAGGGAGUUCAGAGGGAGGCACAAAAAAUAGCUCUGAGAUUAGGCAAUGGAAAUGACAAGAAAGAAGUCAGCACCAGCAAUCUGAUUUUCAAACCUCCAGUAGAGAGUUACGUGCAAAAAAACAAGAAAAUUUUAAAAGCUGCCAAAGAUUUGCCUCCUGAUGCACUUAUUAUUGAAUACAGAGGAAAGUUCAUGCUGAGAGAACAGUUCGAAGCUAACGGAUAUUUCUUUAAAAGGCCAUAUCCAUUUGUUUUAUUUUAUUCCAAGUUUCAUGGGCUAGAAAUGUGUGUUGAUGCAAGGACUUUUGGAAACGAAGCUCGAUUCAUCCGGCGUUCGUGUACACCAAAUGCAGAGGUGAGGCAUGUAAUUGAAGAUGGAACGAUUCAUCUUUAUAUUUACUCCAUCCAUAACAUUCCAAAAGGAGCAGAGAUUACUAUAGCAUUUGAUUUUGAUUAUGGAAAUUGUAAAUACAAAGUGGACUGUGCUUGCCUCAAAGAAAAUCCUGAAUGUCCGGUUCUCAGACGUUCUGAGCCUACAGAAAACAUCAAUACGGGAUAUGAAACCAGAAGGAAAAAGGGAAAGAAAGAGAAGGAUGUUUCAAGAGAAAAAGAGACUCAAAAUCAGAACAUCACAUUGGACUGUGAAGGAGCAGCCACCAAAAUGAAAAUCGCAGAUAAUAAGCAGAGGAAGCUCUCUCCCCUCAGGCUGUCCAUUUCCAAUAACCAGGAGCCAGAUUUUAUUGAUGAUAUAGAAGAAAAAACUCCCAUUAGCAAUGAAGUAGAAAUGGAAUCAGAGGAGCAGAUUGCAGAGAGGAAAAGGAAGAUGACAAGAGAAGAACGGAAAAUGGAAGCUAUCUUGCAAGCUUUUGCCAGAUUAGAAAAAAGAGAAAAAAGAAGAGAACAGGCUUUGGAAAGGAUCAGCACAGCAAAAACUGAGGUUAAAUCAGAAUGCAAGGAACCACAGAUUCUCAAUGACACUGAAUUUAUUCAGGAACCAGCAAAGGAGGAAGCUGUCACUAAGCCUACACCAGCCAAGGUUAAUAGAGCUAAACAGAGAAAAAGCUUCUCUCGAAGCAGAACUCACAUUGGACAGCAGCGUAGACGGCACAGAACUGUGAGCAUGUGUUCAGAUAUUCAGCCAUCUUCUCCUGAUGUGGAAGUAACGUCACAACAUAAUGAAACUGAGAAUGCUGCACUGGUAGCUGAGCCAGAAACAGAAACUGUUGUUACGGAAAUGGUUACCGAAACAGAAGCUCCAGCACUUAAUAAAUGUCCUACUAAGUAUCCUAAAACAAAGAAGCACUUGGUAAAUGAAUGGUUAAGUGAGAAGAGUGAUAAGACAGGGAAGCCUACAGACAGCAUUUCAGAAAGGCCUCUGCGUAUAACCACCGACCCCGAAGUUCUGGCUACGCAACUGAAUUCUCUACCAGGUCUCACCUACAGCCCACAUGUCUACUCUACUCCAAAGCACUAUAUUCGUUUUACUUCACCAUUCCUUUCAGAAAAGAGGAGGAAAAAAGAACCUGUGGAAAACAUGACCGGCUCUUGUAAGAAGCGUUGGUUGAAGCAGGCUUUGGAAGAAGAAAACUCAACAGUGAUUGAUAGAUUUAAUUCGCCAUCGCUAGAGGGAUCUAGAAGCCCAGCCAUCAACGGUGAAAAUAAAAGCCCGCUAUUACUGAAUGACAGCUGUUCCUUAACAGAUCUAACAACACCUCUGAAAAAACGAAGACUGUACCAGCUGUUGGAAUCUGCAUUCUCAGAAACCUCUACACCUACUCCUUCUCCAUAUGCCACACCAACUCAUGCUGACAUUGCUGCCUCAGAGCCAUUGAUGUUUGCUACUCCUCCUAGGGUAAAAACAGAGGAUGAAGCUUGUAGAAAUGGUUACAAACCCAUUUAUUCACCAGUUACUCCUGUAACUCCAUGUAUACAUGGAAAUACCAUGCACUUUGAGAAUAUUUCCUCACCCGACAGUUCCCCGGAAAUAAAAAGGCGAGCUUACUCUCAAGAGGGAUAUGACAGAGCAUCGAUUCUAGCACUGAAUUCUUUCAGAAAUUCCAACCUGACAGAAAUGGGCCUGCAGGAAAUAAAGACUAUUGGGUAUUCCAGUCCACGAAACAGGACUGAUGCGACACGGCAGUGCACAGGAGAAAUGGAAUCUGUGUCAGACCUCCAGCUGGGACUCGAAGUAAUUGAGCAAAGCACACUGCAUAAAAACCUGGAAGCCCCUACACAUGAUAGGACUGAUUCAAGCAGCCAGUUAGAAACUGCUCAUUGUGGACGGGGCACAAUUUAUUCUUCCUGGGUAAAAAGUCCCGACAGGACAGGUGUAAAUUUCUCAAUGAAUUCUAAUUUGAGGGACUUGACCCCUUCACAUCAGUUGGAGGUAGGAGGUGGAUUCAGAAUAAGUGAGUCAAAGUGCCUGAUUCAAGACGAUGCUAGAGGCAUGUUCAUGGAAGCAUCUGUUUUUUGUACUUCAGAAGAUGGAAUUGCAUCUGGCUUUGGAAGAACUGUCAAUAAUGACAACUUGAUGGAUGGGAAUUGCACACCCCAGAAUCCUCCACAGAAGAAAAAGGUAUCCUUGCUAGAAUACCGUAAGAGACAACGAGAAGCUAGAAAAAGUGGCUCAAAGACAGAAAACUUUCCCUUGGUUACUGUAUCUCCUCAUGCUGCUGGUGGAGGAAACAUAAGUAGUAACAGUGGUGCUAAUGAUGGGUUUAACAACAGUGGUGAAAAUGGGGAGCAAAGUGACAACACUGCAAGCCUGCCUGUACCACUGCCAACUGCUGUUUAUAAUGCAACUCCAGAAGAUGUGGGCAACAACAGUGCAACCAAGGAAACUUCUUCCAGUGAGAAGAACGAGCCUGAGGUUCAGUGGACUGCAUCAACCUCCGUGGAACAAGUGAGAGAACGAAGUUAUCAUAGAGCUUUGCUUCUCAGUGAUCAUAGGAAAGACAAGGACUGUGAACCUGAUUCUGAAAAUCCAGAGCCUACUUCUGAAUGUCCAUCCCCAGAUACUUCACAGAAGACGUGCAAGAGUCCUUCAAAAGCAAGCAAGCCCUCUUCGCCGAGUCCUGCAGUUUCAGCGCCAUCACUGGGAAAAACACCCACGAAGCCAGAUUCACACUGGGACACUGCAGCUAAUGCACCAGAGGCCGAAGGCGUGAAUCAUCCAAAAUCAGAGCUGCAACAAAAACAGCUGACAAAUAACGUCCAAGCACUUUCAAAAACUCAUCCAUCUCAAUCACAUCUGCGCAGUUCUGCUGAGCAACUUUCACAUUCACAGAAGUUGCCUUCUGCACCUUUGAAACUCCAUUGUCCCCCUUCGCCUCACGUAGAAAAUCCCCCGAAGCCAUCGACGCCCCACACGCCCGUGCAGCACGGUUAUCUCUCACCAAAGCCUCACUCGCAGCAGUUGGGAUCUCCGUACAGACCUCAUCACCCACAGUCACCUCAAGUCGGAACGCCCCAGAGGGAAACGCACCGUGGUUUCUAUCCCGCAGCGCCAACCCUUCAGCCCAGUAAUCAGCAGCAGGCCAGCGGGCCGCUGUUCGCUCAGACAGCUUCAGGACAAUCCUCGGCUUCUUACGGCCAGUUCAACCAACAGAAUCUGAACAGCAACGCACCACCUCCCCCACCUCCUCCACCCCCUUCUUCCACCUACUAUCAGAACCAGCAGCCCUCUGGAAACUUUCAGAGUUACAGUCAGCUGAAGGGUAGCAUCCCCCAACAGACUGUGUUUUCAUCCGGACCAAACCAAGCACUUCCCGGCUCUGCGGGUCAGCAGACAGUGCCGGGACACCACGUAACCGCAGGGCAUUUCUUGCCCUCUCAGACCCCCAGUAUUCAUCACCAGGCUUCAGCGUCUGCUGCUCCUCCUCCUCCGCCGCCACCCCCGGCUCCGGGCCCUCACCUGGUUCAGCAGCAGGGCAGCCAUCAGCAGCAUUCUGUAGCACACGUCGUCGGCCCGGUUCACGCUGUGGCGGUGGCUCCCGGAUCUCACAUUCACUCUCAAGCUGCCGGUCACCACCUGCCGCCCCCGCCUCCGCCGCCGGGCCCCAUUCCCCACCACCAGCCUCCUCAUCCUCCAGCCGGACACCAAGGUUUGCAAGCACAACACCAGCACGUUGUAAACUCUGCUCCUCCUCCCCCUCCGCCUCCCCCGUCCAAUGUCAUAGGCUCGGGGCACCACCCGGCGUCGGCACAAGGCUUGCACCACCCGUCGCAUCAAGGACCCCCCCACUUUCCCUCAGGCGCUCACACGAGCGUGUCCUCCUACUCCUCGCAAGCCCCCCACCACACCACGUUAGGACCCGGACCUCAACAUCAGCCUGCUGGAACAGGGCCUCAUUGUCCGCUCCCCGGUCAGGGUCCCCACAUCCAACCUCAAGGACCAAACAGUAUUGCGACCCCCACCGCUUCAGGGUUCUGCCCGCACCCUGGCUCAGUCACGCUCCCGCACGCAGUGCAAGGACCGCAGCAGGCGUCCCCGGUGCCCGGACAGAUCCCCAUUCACAGAGCACAGGUGCCGCCCACCUUUCAGAACAAUUACCAUGGCUCAGGGUGGCACUAAAACGGAUCCCCUUAAUCCUAACAUUUUUAAAUGUGCUGUAAUAUAAACUGUGUAUAUUUCAUAUGUACCUACGGGAGGUACUUUUUAAAGCUUGUACAUGAUACUUUGUAUAAAAGCAAACACCAGUGCUCUCUCAUUGUAUCUUUCCAUUUUUUGCUUUUUAAAAUUCCCAGAAACGUGCUGUUCAGCCAGUAUUAGGUAUUCCUUUUUAUUUUGUAAGUGAACAUUCCAGCUGUUUUUUCUGGCAGUAGGUUUGAUGCUGCAUAAUCUUUAAAGUUUUAUCGUUGCAGUUAAAUUCAUUUAGUGAAUGUUUUCUAUAUUACUUUUAUACAUAUGUAAUUAAGUAAGUACACAGGCUAAGUGAUGGCACUAACAACUUUUUUUUUUUCCAUUUUCUUCUGUCGACAGUUUUGUGUGCAUAGAGAUAGAAAACAAUGCAAUACAAAUUUUUAUAGUUUUGGUGUGGACAUGGCUUUUUGUUUCAUCAGUUAUUUGCAGAAAAUGUAAUUUAAUGUAUAGACCGUUUCUAAUGUCUGAGUGCUGUAAAUACUGUAUUUCUUUUGCUUGUAAAAUUGCUUAAAGCUGCUUUCAUUUGAUAGAGUAUUGUAUAUAAUAAGUCUCUUUUGCAAAAAAAAAAAAAAAGUGUGAUCUUUGUGAAAGUAGUACAGUAUAUGAUCUUUAAUUUUUUUUAAUAUACUGUCACAUUGCAGCACUGGUUGGGCAUUUUAAUUCAUGUUAAUAAAUCACAAUUAUGUCAGUUUUAA